Messenger RNA from Jatropha curcas, 1372 nucleotides. RefSeq names its product ATP12 protein-like protein. The record is from RefSeq and is a predicted model, not a curated record. Gene Ontology annotation, cellular component: mitochondrion. Lineage: Eukaryota; Viridiplantae; Streptophyta; Magnoliopsida; Malpighiales; Euphorbiaceae. Gene Ontology annotation, biological process: mitochondrial proton-transporting ATP synthase complex assembly.
CUUUCGACCCGACCCGCUUCGUGGCCUCCUCCUCCAGUCCUCCUCCUCCCUUCUCUCUGCUGAACCCUAACGAUAUUCUAUAAUCAAAUUUACACUUUCAUUUCCAAUUUAAAGAUCUCCAAGGUCCCAUUCCAAAACCCUAUCAAAUGGCUACUUCGCUAAUAAACAGAACACUAAAAUCAAUAAAAAACCCCAAACUCCUCAGUCCACUCUCAUCAUCUCUCACUCGCCACUUCACCUCCAUCGCCACCGCCCAACAGUCGCCAUCUGACGACCCAUCUUCCUCAUUCACCUUCACCGGAAACGCCACCGCCACUACUGAUAGCAUAUUUUUGAAGGCACCGAAUUCUAAUGCUAAACUUGAUGCAGCACCGUCCUCUUCAGUGACAAUGCCGAUGUCAUUUAUGACAGGGUCGAUUGUGGGUAAGAGGUUUUACAAGCAAGUGACCACGAGAGAAGCAGAUGAUGGAAAUGGAUGGACUGUGAUGCUUGAUUACAGAACACUUAAGACUCCUUCUAAAAGACCUCUCAAGUUGCCAACUUUAGCUUUAGCUAAAGCCAUAGCUGCUGAAUGGGAGUAUCAGCAACUAGAUGGAAUCAGGCCUUUUAUGAUGCCUCUUAUGAAACUUGCGUGUACCGCCCUGGAGAGAGUUCCGCUCACAAGACCAAAGAUCAUUGAACACUUGAUGAAGAAAUUUAAUCAAGAUUUAGUUUUCUGUCGUGCUCCAGAAGAUAAUGAUCUCACAAGGGGCGUCUAUGAACGGCAAGUGGAAAAAAUUGAUCCGUUACUUGAUUGGGUGAAAUCAGAAUUUGGCUUUAAGCCUGUUGUGCAUUCAAGUUUUUUUGGUGGCAAGCAAGAGGAGGGUCUGGUGAAGGCGAUAGAAGAUCUUCUACAGAAAACUGACAACUUUGAAUUGGCAUCAAUUGAUGCAAUUGCAGCAGCAGCCCAUUCUUUAGUAAUUGCUGUUGGAAUCUUUCGUGGAAAAUUGGAUAUUGAAGAAGCCAUUCAGUUGAUCAGGCUUGAAGAAGAUUUGCAGGUUGACAAGUGGGGUUUGGUUGAAGGUGGCCACGAUGUAGAUAUUGCUGAUCUGAGGGUACAAGUAUCAUCAGCUGCUGUGUUCCUUGGCCUGUCAAGAACAUAAUCUGUGUUAGCAUUUUACAAUCAUAAUUUUCAUCCCAGAUGUGUGUUUCUGCCCUUUUAGUUGUAGAUCACAGCAUAUAUGUAAUGCUCAGGGGCUUUUGAGAAUUUGUAGUUAACUGCUAAGAUAAAGCUGACAUAAUGAUGAAAUUCAAACUUGAGCUUGCUUGUAUUUACAAGUAAAGUCAAUAAAAUUUAUGGUGCAAGUAUUUCUCAUGGCCUGUUUGAUACCAA